Messenger RNA from Hansenula ciferrii, 609 nucleotides. Its product is annotated as Vitamin H transporter. The transcript has a single exon. Gene Ontology annotation, cellular component: membrane. Gene Ontology annotation, molecular function: transmembrane transporter activity. Gene Ontology annotation, biological process: transmembrane transport. The coding region runs from base 1 to 609 and encodes 202 amino acids. Lineage: Eukaryota; Fungi; Ascomycota; Saccharomycetes; Phaffomycetales; Wickerhamomycetaceae. The record is from RefSeq and is a predicted model, not a curated record.
AUGACUACUGUGAAGAAAGAAGAUAAAGAGUUGGAAGACGUUGAUUCCAAAAACGCUUUGGAUGUUAAUAUUGAAGAACAAUCUUCUGGUGAUGAAAAUUCAGUUGGUAGAAUUGAUUUUGAUGAAUUCAAUAUCCCUUUCAAGAAAAGAUGGGAAUUAUUUUGGACUUUAAAGAAUCCAAGAUCAUCCAAAGAUAAGAAAAAAGCAUUCUUUUGGAAUCCACCAGGUCGUUCAAAAUAUGAAAAAAGAUUAGUUUUCAAAUUAGAUUGUAUUAUUUUAACUUAUGUUUGUCUAAGUUUCUUUAUAAGAUAUCUUGAUCAAUCUAAUGUUUCCAAUGCUUAUGUUUCUGGUAUGAAGGAAGAUUUGAAUUUACAUGGUAACAUGUAUAAUUGGUUGAAUAGUUCAUUUUAUAUUGUAUAUUCAGUUUGUGGAUUACCAUUGACAGUUUUAAUCACAAGAGUUCAACCUCAUAUUUUAUUACCACUUCUUGAAAUUCUUUGGGGGUUAAUGUGUUUAUUGGUUAUUACUUGUAAAAAUUUCAAAACUUUAAUGAUUGUUAGAACAAUUCAAGGUGCCUUAGAAGUGAGUUUCAUAUUUUUCAUUAGCUGA